Messenger RNA from Gloeophyllum trabeum ATCC 11539, 168 nucleotides. RefSeq lists its product as uncharacterized. The record is from RefSeq and is a predicted model, not a curated record. NCBI's taxonomy places the organism in Eukaryota, Fungi, Basidiomycota, Agaricomycetes, Gloeophyllales, Gloeophyllaceae. The transcript has a single exon. The annotation marks the transcript as partial.
AUCUUAACAACUCAUACUUACCUUGCGGGCGUGUUCCCCUUCACGUACCUGGGAAUACGGGCCGUGGGGGCUCUCCAUAGCACGGCGACCCUGUCCGCAGAGGGCCCCUGCGGUUUGUAUGGGCUUCGGCUCAUGCACUCGCUAAAUAUUUCCCUGUCCUGCUUCGGC